This is a messenger RNA of Lampris incognitus (smalleye Pacific opah), 5259 nucleotides long. RefSeq names its product F-box only protein 6-like. The record is from RefSeq and is a predicted model, not a curated record. Gene Ontology annotation, biological process: SCF-dependent proteasomal ubiquitin-dependent protein catabolic process; glycoprotein catabolic process. NCBI's taxonomy places the organism in Eukaryota, Metazoa, Chordata, Actinopteri, Lampriformes, Lampridae. The transcript is spliced from 6 exons. Gene Ontology annotation, molecular function: protein binding; ubiquitin protein ligase activity. Bases 237 to 1145 code for a protein of 302 amino acids. Gene Ontology annotation, cellular component: SCF ubiquitin ligase complex; cytoplasm.
GUCGCCCCGCCGCAGCGUGUGAGUACCGAGAGAGCAGGGAGGGAUUUCACCCCGCGGUCUUUCCCCGCACGUCGUGUCAUAACUGUCGUCACGCACAGCGGCGGCUGUUUGGUAGCGCGCGACUGGCGUGACACGUCUAGUUCCGCUGUUGCAGGGCUGCACUUCCGUGUUAGCGGUCAUCCGGCGGGUCGGGCGCGGCGGGACCGGAGGUCUGCUCUGAUUCCGGCGGGGCAGGAAUGAGAAAGAGAGCCGCCAUGGGACUAACCAGCAGCACCGACGCGACGGAGUCAGGCUCGAAGCGCAAACAGGGGCUGAGGGACGAUCCAGAUGCCCAGUUACCCGAACAUCCUUCGGGCAUACUCAGUGUUCUUCCCCUCGAGGUGAUGGAGGAGAUCUUCAUGAACCUCCCUGCCCGUCAGGUCGUAUGUGUUUGCCGGCUAGUGUGUCGAGUGUGGAAAGAGGUGGUGGACAGUGAAUCUUUAUGGCGAGAGAGAUGUCGGCGAGAGGGGUUUCACCUACGUGAUGCUACCAAAAUACCAGAGGACUGGAGAUUGUUUUACUUCUUGACCAAGCAGAGAAGAAACCUGCUCAAGAACACAAGAGGGGAAGAGAACCUCAAAGGCUGGCAGAUUUUGGCCAAUGGUGGCGACAGGUGGCAAGUAGAGGGGGUGUUUGUGCCCCAUCCCAACGAAGUGGUCCAGAAGUGCUUCGUGACCUCUUACCAUCUCUGCAGGAAGUCUCAGCUGAUUAACUUGGAGAAUGAAGGUUACAGCGCCUCCUUCAUGGACCACGUUCAGCCUGACAUCAGAAUAUCUGACUGGUAUGCACCGCGGUGGGACAGUGGGAGUGAAUAUGGAAUCAGUGUUGAGUUGCUGAACCAAAACAAAGAGCCUCUCCACACAUUUGCUCCAGAGACCAUUUAUUUUCAGCAGUGGAAUGACCAGAAAUGGAAUCAGAUGUCUGUCUUAAUGUUUAUGUCCCAGAUGACCCACGUGUUCAGGAACUAUGGCCCGGGGGUGCGGUACAUCCGGUUCACCCAUGGAGGGCAAGACACACAGUUCUGGGCGGGAUGGUAUGGAAUCCGGCUGACUGACAGCAGCGUUGAGAUAUGUCCUUCAGUGGAGCGUUCACCUGAACACCGCUAGCGCUCCCCUCCGGCCCUCACCUAAACUGCACCCCCCCCCCCAAGUCUUGUUUGCCUAUUCUACGGUCACACAUACGCGAAUGAAGGCCAAGACUACGGCAACCAUCACCCGCCGAGUCGAACUUCGUUAGCUUGUCGUACUGAACGUGGGCAGUGCAGGAUGUGACGUAUGCGGAAAUCGGUUUGUAGUCCGUUUGAGUAGUUGUGGUUGUCGGGUCACACGUGAGCGGCUGUUGGUGUUGCGACGGGAAGAAUGUCCGCCGAAUCCCUCCAUCCAUCAUCCAAACCCGUUACCCUGCUGAAUCCCUCCAUCCAUCAUCCAAACCCGUUACCCUGCUGAAUCCCUCCAUCCAUCAUCCAAACCCGUUACCCUGCUGAAUCCCUCCAUCCAUCAUCCAAACCCGUUACCCUGCUGAAUCCCUCCAUCCAUCAUCCAAACCCGUUAUCCUGUCCCUCCAUCCAUCAUCCAAACCCGUUACCCUGCUGAAUCCCUCCAUCCAUCAUCCAAACCCGUUACCCUGCUGAAUCCCUCAAUCCAUCACCAAACCUGUUACCCUGCUGAAUCCCUCCAUCCAUCAUCCAAACCCGUUACCCUGCUGAAUCCCUCCAUCCAUCAUCCAAACCCGUUACCCUGCUGAAUCCCUCCAUUCAUCAUCCAAACCCGUUACCCUGCUGAAUCCCUCCAUCCAUCAUCCAAACCCGUUACCCUGCUGAAUCCCUCCAUCCAUCAUCCAAACCCGUUACCCUGCUGAAUCCCUCAAUCCAUCACCAAACCUGUUACCCUGCUGAAUCCCUCCAUCCAUCAUCCAAACCCGUUACCCUGCUGAAUCCCUCCAUUCAUCAUCCAAACCUGUUACCCUGCUGAAUCCCUCAAUCCAUCACCAAACCUGUUACCCUGCUGAAUCCCUCCAUCCAUCAUCCAAACCUGUUACCCUGCUGAAUCCCUCCAUCCAUCAUCCAAACCCGUUACCCUGCUGAAUCCCUCCAUUCAUCAUCCAAACCCGUUACCCUGCUGAAUCCCUCCAUCCAUCAUCUAAACCCGUUACUCUGCUCUCGGGGGGGCGGGAUGCUGCAGCCAGCCUACCCCAGCAGUCAGCAGUCACCGGGCAGCAGGCGGGCGGGGAGACGCCCUGGACGGGCCGCCAGGCCAUCACAGGCCCACUGAGGACCAGAGAAAGAUAAAUGUCUUCACUUAAUUGUCUCACUUGUAUUCGUUAUAUCAUAGUUUAUGGACAAAUACGCAGGAAGAACUUUGCUGUACAGAGUUACAUUUGUAUCCCAAGAAAUACGAACUGAUGUUAUUAAUACAUGUUCCACUUAUUUACGUUCAGUACCUGUCUCACGACUCCCUGCCAGCCAGGCAGCAUCUCUCUUGUGGGGCAGUUUGUAGUUGUCACGGGCAACGUCGCACAAUACCGGCUAAUGUCCUUUCACACUGGCCAAACCCCCCGCUAACGUCCUCCGCCUGUGGGCGGGGUCAAAAGGCGGAUGUCAGCGGGGUUUUGGCCAGAAAACUACAGCCAAUUACAGCCGAAUUGGGUCAACCACACCUACUUCGUUGCUAUUGGUCGAGGCUGCGGAUUCGCCAAUCAACAUCACCCAAGUUGAACCGCACGCGAAGGGAAGACUGGCAGCCCGGGUUCUCGUCCUUGUAAAACGUCACCAGUCGCGGUCCGAGUACUGUUCCAAUACACAAGUCCACGCUACGCCAAGAACGCUUCAAAUUCCCGGAAGUGUUCUUGACGUGAUUGGUUGUCACGUCGGCCAAUAGACCGCGCGGAACCGAACCUCGAAGCGCCCUGACUGCCAGACGGCAAUUAGCCAGGGCGAAUUAAUUUGGACGAUAGUUAGCUAGCUUAGUUAGCUACUGUAAACUACUAAUAACACACGUUAGCCCCUAGCUGGCGGGUCUGACCCUUUAGCCGAGCGGUUAGUGACGUCGCCGGGCAAGAAAAUAACCGGUUAUUUUCUUGCCCGGUGCGGGAUUUGAUACGAGGUGUACUGCACCACAAGGCGACGUCACUAACCGCUCGGCUAAAGGGUCAGACCCGUUAGCUAGGGGCUAAAGGGUCAGACCCGUUAGCUAGGGGCUAACGUGUGUUAUUAGUAGUUUACGCUAGCUUAGUUUAGGAGCAGCGGCCUCGCACCCUUACUAACCAGCUGUGUCAACGUGGACGGUAAAAAACACACACAGCUAAUGAACUGUAACGUAAUCAGUGACGUCAUACGUAGUCGAAGGACCCCCGGGUCGACGUUUCGAGUCAGUGCGCUUCGAGGUUCCGCGCUGUCUAUUGGCCGACGCAACAGCCAAUCACGGCUACUUCCGUGCCUACGCCCCGUUGGAUGUAGCGUCAACCAUUCACGUUUCGUUCGCCACCGGAAGCGAUAGUUUUAUUCGCCCCUUCGCUCGCAUGGAACGGAAGUGGCCCGGGAGGCGACUAUUGGCCAGUUUGUUCUACGCAUGGGUGACCGUAGCAAGAACGCCGUGGCUGUGGUGUUGCUGAGGGUCGUCGCUGCGACUGGAACGAAGCAGGGGUCCGUUGCUUUUUGGACCCACGUUUUCACGGCAGCGCCUUCUAGAAGCCAUUAUGCAAUGCUUGUUGUUGUUGCUAGCACGACGCACUUUGGGAUUUACAAUCUAACAGUCAUGUGGCGCUUUCGCCGAAAAGCUGAGCGAUUUGCUAUGAAUUGGAAACGUAAGAGCAAUCGUAGUGAAAUUCUGCACGUUAUACCAUGAAAGUUAAAGCUCACGCAGAGACCUCAAACAUGGUAUAUUGACCCCCCCCCCCCCCAGUUUAUCCAGACCGGUCGCCUCCUCUUUACGUGUGUAUGGACAGGCUUCUGCAAGUCACUUAUACGUGUUCAUUGACACGUAUCUCACAGAUGCCGCUAGGGGCGCCCUGUAGCCUACUAGGUGUCAUGACGCAAUAGAACGUCAAAAAUAUUGAACAAAGAUGGCGGAGCGAGUGUUCCUGACUGCUGUCUGCCAACUUCUCCCAGAAAGUGCAGCUGUUUAACCUCUUCAGUGACGUCUGUCACCGCUUUAGAGUGACAUGCACGCUCCCAAUGUCCCUUUUUAUGACACUUGUUGCACUUCCUGUUCAUUGCAGGACACUUCCGCUCAUCGGUGUGCUGCGUCUUGCCGCACCUCCCGCAUUCAUCCACUAUGUCGGUUGCAGGACUGCUGCCACCAUGACGCUGUCCUCCCUUUUUGUUGCGCCCCCAGUACCCAGAAGACGGGAUUGCGGCCCCAGUGGCAACUAAUACGUGUCCAUAUACACGUUUUUCGGUCUCGCAAAAACGUGUCCUCUGACACGUACGUAUUGUGAUGUAGUGUAGAUACCAUGGCCGGGAAUUCUCAAAUGGAGCCAGUAGGAAAAUAUCCAUCUGAUCUCCUGACUAAGACUGCUAUUGGCAACACGACCGCUAGAGGGCGCUUAACUUUAAAACGUAACUAGGUUGUAAUAAGCCGCUUGUAUGAACGACCUAUGUGGUCGUUUUGUUUUUGGUGGAGGACAAGUCUCCUCUUACCAGAGCAGUCAAGCAGCGACACAUCUACAAAUAUAUCUUGCCAAAGAGGGCCCCUGUCAUACACCCGGGUGUCUAUUAAUGAAUAAAAUAUUAUCACUCUGCGUUUCUCAUGCUGAAGAUAUUUGAACCUAAGCCAUUUAACCAGUUACUACAUCAACGUUGCCGCCAUGCUGCAGGAAAUGAAGUGUCUUGUGCGCAUGUGUUGGUCAAGAAGCUCCAUGUGAUGUGAAGGAGGGUCAGAAGACGUAACCCUUUAAUUGCGUGCAUCUCUCUCGUAAAUGGGGAAUUUGUGUUUUGUACGUAAUGUUUUUUAUUAUCUAUGGGGGGAGGGGGGUCCCUUCGUUCAAGGGAGGGGGCCAAGUGGUGUGAAACAACAAAAUGGAAAUGUUCGUAUGGCGUGGCUAGCAUCUGAUUUCAUUAAUUGUCUUUGCACAGAUCAUCGAGUCAUCAGCCUUAUGUGAAGCUGAUAUGAAGGAAGUGAGGCUUGUUUUUGUUGUGGAAUUUCGAACCUAUUUAUACCGCCGUCUCCCUCCUGUCUCCCCCUCUCGUCGUUCUAUUUUAUACAGCUUAAUAAAGAAGCCAUA